AAGAUAAUACAUAUUAUCUUUGAUUGGGGCUAUAAAACGAGCAUGAUGAUCUUGUUGGCUCUUUAAAUGACAUUUGGUUGUAAUUUAAGGUUAACUGUUGUAUUUUAUUACAAUUGUCAUUUUUUAAUUUUCUUGUUUUAGUUAAUUUAUCUUUUAAAAUGAAGCUUCCACAUAUCAUUAGCGAAAAUGUUCUUAAAGCGUAUACGCCUUCCGAGCAAGCGUUGGAAUUAUUAGGAGAAAGUAUUAGGAAACUAGUCAGCGAAAAUUUUGAUUGGGAUGACGAUCAAUGUCCGAGCCUUAAAGAUCUUUGUGUUCACGUCAUAAAUAAGUUUUUCGAAAGAAAUCCCUUGUUGGAAGAGCUCCCUUGUGCUGAUUUAAACCAUUUGUACGAAAUAUUAUCAUUUGACUUACCUAUUGAAUUCUGCAUUAAUAAAAUUGAUUAUGAUUAUUAUUGGGAAAAAAGAUAUUCAGACAAGUUUGGCCUUUUCAUGCAUCUUAUGCCUAGAGACGCGACUUGGAAAAAAUUAUACUUGGAACGUCACGUUCAAUUUAUGCUGGAAAACGCUCAGCCACAAUACAACGACGAAGAAACAAUGGUGGAAUUGUUGGCGUUGUGCAAUCCGUAUGUUAAAAAAGUAGUGGUUACACAGUUGUUGGCAUGGGAACCGCCUUUAAACAUGGAAAAAGAAGAUAUUCCAGAGGUUUGGCCUGAAGCUCAUAUUAAUUUUGUGCCGGUUUUCCAGCAGCUUACUAAUAUGGAGGAGUUUGAUUUAAUUUUUGGCAGAAACGGUGUAGGCGAAGCAUUCACGUGGAGAAUGCUGAAAGUGGCAGUUCAGGAUUGCAAAAGUUUAGGACAAGCUGUUGAUUUUGCAACAACACUAAAAAUACUAAGACUGCACAAAAGUUGUGUGGACGAUAUUCAUAUUCAAGCCCUUAUGCGUGGGUUAAUAAUUAAUACAACACUCGAGGAGUUGGAUUUAUCUAACUGCAGAAUAAAGGACGACGGGGCUUGUUGUAUUGCCAAAGUUCUGGGCGUCCAUCCAAAAUUGCAGAUUUUAAAUUUAUGCGAUAAUUAUAUUGAAAAGAAAGGUGCAAUAGCUAUCGGGUUUGCGCUAUUGAUGGAAACAGUGGCUCCAUUAAGAAGGCUUGUUUUGAGGCUAAAUCCUCUUAAACAUGAUGGUUGUUUGGCAAUAAUGAGAGCGAUGGUGCGAAGCAACAGGCCUGCGGAACUAAACUUGUCAGCUUGCGGUUUUGAACAAGAUACCGGUUCUCGAUUAGCACAGAUGAUUAAAUUGAAUAAAUGCCUGAUAAAACUUGAUGUCAGUAACAAUUGGCUUGAUGAGGAUGGGGGAGAUAAAGUUAUCGAAUCUUUGAUGAUAAACAGAUACAUUCACUGGCUGGAUGUAAGAGAAACUGAUAUAACAAAAGAACAACAAAAACAGAUUAAAAUGCUAUUGAUGAGAAAUCGUACUGGAGAGGAAGAAUUUUCAGAUUCAGAAGUUGAAAUUGUUGAUGAAGAAGAAGAAGACGAAGAAGAAGAAGAAGAAGAAGAAGAAGAAGAAGAAGAGGGAAUAGAAGAAGAGAUGGAGGAAGAUGAGGAGGGAGAAUCGAAGAAAGAAUCUGAAGCAGAUGAUGGCAAAGAAAAAACUGUAAACUUUAUAAAUACCGAAUAAACCAUUCUUUUGUAUAAUGAACAAUAAU
Brassicogethes aeneus is the source of this 1701-nucleotide messenger RNA. The record is from the annotation of a GenBank genome assembly. Lineage: Eukaryota; Metazoa; Arthropoda; Insecta; Coleoptera; Nitidulidae.